Microplitis mediator is the source of this 7058-nucleotide messenger RNA. RefSeq lists its product as uncharacterized. Gene Ontology annotation, molecular function: RNA binding; ATP binding; RNA helicase activity. The record is from RefSeq and is a predicted model, not a curated record. Lineage: Eukaryota; Metazoa; Arthropoda; Insecta; Hymenoptera; Braconidae. The transcript has 4 exons. The coding region runs from base 261 to 2471 and encodes 736 amino acids. Gene Ontology annotation, cellular component: nucleus; ribonucleoprotein complex; cytoplasm.
AAAAAUAACAAGCAGCGUUGCAGGGAUUGGCGGAUUUUAAUCACGUGAUCAUUUCGUCGGAAGUUACGUCACGAACGGUAAACUCUAGGUAGCUGGUGGCUUCCUUCUUCUCAGUGCCUGUUAGCCAUUGUCGACUCUGUCCACCGGGUUACUGGAGUUUGAUAGACGAAAGCUGACAUCGUACGUUAGAUAAAAAAAGAGGGAUAGCUGAGUAAAGAGAAAGUUACUUAAAUUUGAGAUAAAACAAUAAGCUGUACAAAAUGUAUAGCAACGGUUACACACAACAAACUUCUUUCAGGCCCAGAGGAAACAGGGACUAUGGCAACAGGGGUGUAGGAGGAGGAACUUAUUGGAAUAGUCAACAACAAAAUCCAAAUAAAUUCAACAACAUGAAUAAUAAUCCAAAUAAAAAUAAACAGCAACAACAGCAGCAGCAACAGCAAUUGAAUCAACAGAAUCAGAAGAAAGCACCUGGUGAUUUACUGAAGAAACCUGACUGGGACAUGGACGCACUCCCGGCCAUUACUAAAAAUCUUUAUGUACCUCAUCCAAAUAUCAGAAGCCGUUCACCCGAUGACGUCAACAAGUAUCAUGCGGGAAAAGAAAUAACAGUGAAGGGAAACAACACUCCUCUACCGAUUCAAGCUUUUGAAGAAAGUAAUUUCCCUGAGUAUGUAAUGCAAGAAAUCUGCAAACAAGGGUUCCAAGAACCGACGGCCAUUCAAGCCCAAGGCUGGCCUAUUGCUCUCAGUGGAAGGGACAUGGUUGGUAUCGCCCAAACAGGAUCGGGAAAAACAUUAGCGUAUAUUCUCCCAGCAACUGUCCACAUCAACCACCAACCACGACUGACUCGUGGCGAAGGUCCAAUAGUUUUGGUGUUGGCACCAACGCGUGAGCUGGCCCAGCAAAUUCAAUCAGUGGCACGAGACUUUGGUUCAUCAUCAUGCAUCCGCAAUACUUGUAUAUUCGGUGGCUCACCAAAAGGACCACAGGCACGGGACCUGGAGCGUGGAGUUGAAAUCUGCAUCGCCACACCGGGACGUCUAAUUGAUUUUCUGGAAAAAGGUACCACCAAUCUGAAAAGAUGUACUUAUUUGGUAUUGGAUGAGGCCGACCGUAUGUUAGACAUGGGAUUCGAGCCCCAGAUCCGUAAAAUAAUCGAACAAAUCAGACCCGACAGACAGGUUCUUAUGUGGUCAGCGACUUGGCCCAAAGAGGUUCAAGCUCUCGCUGAAGAUUUUCUUUCUGAUUACAUUCAAAUCAAUAUUGGUUCCCUCACUCUUGCUGCCAAUCACAAUAUCCGUCAGAUUAUUGAAAUUUGCCAAGAACAUGAGAAGGAGUCUAAAUUAACAAAUUUGUUGCGUGAAAUCGGCUGUGAAAGAGGCAAUAAAACUAUAAUAUUUGUCGAGACAAAGAAAAAAGUUGAUGACAUUACGAAAGCAAUAAAGCGUGAAGGUUGGUCGGCAAUAGCCAUUCACGGUGAUAAGUCUCAGCCAGAACGUGAUUUCGUUUUAUCUGAGUUCAGAACCGGCAAAACCGCAAUUCUCGUGGCGACUGAUGUAGCAGCUCGUGGUCUUGAUGUCGAAGAUGUCAAGUACGUCGUAAACUUUGAUUAUCCAAACAGCUCUGAGGAUUACAUCCAUCGAAUUGGAAGAACGGGACGUUGCCAAAGUGCUGGUACAGCAUACGCGUACUUUACACCAAACAAUGCUCGUCAAGCUAAAGAAUUGAUAUCAGUACUUGAGGAAGCUGGCCAAGUAAUAAACCCACAAUUGUCUGAGAUGGCAAAUGCACAACGUGGUCAAUUUGGCAAGAACCGUCAACGCUGGAAUCCCGCCCGUUCCUCACCAAACAACAACCCCAACUCCAGCCCGAGAGGUAACGUCAGUCCCACUUCAAGCGGCACUUGGUCCAACAACCAACAGACCAACAUGUACCAGCAACAGCAACAACACAAUUCCUACGAUCGACAAAACAUGCAUCGUCAGCAAAACGGAUACGUGUCACGUCAGCAGAAUAAUUACCAAAACGGCUACAGCCAACACCAGCAACAACAGCAGCCACAACAACAACAUCAACGUCAAUCAAAUUCCGGUUACCAGCAAAACGGAUACCACCAGUCUGGUAACAACACGUCGCCUAAUUACCAGGGCGCCCAAAACGGAGGACAGAGAUAUCAACCACGACCAGCAUAUCAGAACAACCGUAACAUGAAUCCCCAACGUCAACAAAAUGCAUACGCUGGAAACCAAAAUGGCCAGAAUGUAUAUUCAAUUCCACCACCAUAUUUAAUGCCAUCAACCGGUCAUACUGAUUCUGGAAUACAGAGUUUAGUUAGCAACAAGUUCUUCCAGACAAACAGACCACCACCUACUGCCAACGCGUGUGCAUACCAAUCAAUGGGGUACGGUCAGUUCCAAACAGUCGCACCUUACGGGUACACUUACCCACCAACACCCGUACAGCAGUGAUUCUCCAAUCUAAGAGGUAAAUUUAUCCAACUUUCCGUCAAGUAAGGAUCAAUUAUUAUCGUCAAUUGCGUUAUAAUAUUAUAAAAAAUACGCUUUGACAAAUUUAUUAUUAUUUUCUUUUUUUUUUUUUUUCUGUUCUUCAUAAAUCACCAAACGGGCUUUUUAAUGUUAAUUCAAUAUAUUUCCUUCGUCUAAUGUCUACAAUAAUCUUAAUUAUUUUAUUUUAAUAUCGAUAUAUAAAUAUAUAAAUAUCUAAUGCUAAUAACAAUAAUAUUAAUAAUUUUUUUGGUUGUUUGGUUACAUUGUUGGUACUUUUCUGGAAUGGUGCUCAUUGGCGACUACCUUUUAGCCUUCAGUAAUAACUAUAUAUAUAAUAACUUAAAUCAAAGUUAACACAUGACAAGUUAUCCAGUGAAUAAAUUUAUUAUAAAAGUAUUUAUUGUCUGAGGCCUACAUGUUAAAUUUCACGUUAAUUAAUUAUUAAAUAAUCAUUUAUUUUUCUCUGGUAAUUUUACACGUAUUUAUUAUUUUAAAAAGUACAAUUAAUCCCAUUACGCGGGGAUCAUUUAAUUAAAUAAUAAAAUUUAAAUUUAAAAUAAUAUUAAUAAAUGCGCCAAUAAUUUAAGGCACAUUCCAGUCGAGUCUUGACUUUAAAUGAUAGCUCGAUAGCGGUGGUAUGAUUAUAAUUAUUAUAAUAAUUACAUUAAUAUAUAUAUUAAUCGUAAACAAAAAAAAUAUUUGGUAAAUGACCACGAGUGUAGUUUUUAUUGAUGGUCAUUAAGAAUAUCCUAAUUAUAUUAUAUUAUAUUAUAUUGAUAAAUAGUAAUCUCUUUGCGGUAAUAAUGUAAAACUAUUAUCUGUAUGCUUUUCUGAAAUGCACGAAACGUAUAGAAGGGGGGUGGGUUAGGAUUAAUGAUUUAUAAUGUUUAUUUAUAACUUUGCGUAUAUGCUGAAGACAUUCUAUUAAAAAAAGUAAUUAAAGAAAAAAGAAUAAGAAGCGUAAGAAAAUAAAUAAGGCCUUUUGCAUAAAAAUUAAGCUCUGCGUCCAAUAAAAUAAACCAGUGGGAUUUUAGAUAUUAAUAAAUCUCUUUCCUCGAGACUGAUAGAUAAUACGUCUCGUUAAACGUCUUUCAAUGUCUUUAAAUCGCUUGAAAAGCACGAUUGACUUUUAUCAAAUAAAUAAAAAAUGAUAAGUGAGAAGGGCGCGUAGUUGCAUGGCUGUAAAGCUCGGUACCUUAUUUUUGUAUUAAAUAAUAAUGAAUAUAAAAAGAAAAAAAAGUAAUAAAAAUAAAAGUAAUUUGUUGUUAGACCAACGAAUUAUAAAUAUAAAGAGUAUGUUUGAUAUUUAUGCAACUGGCCACCAAAAGCUCCCAAUUUGCACGCCCUCGUGCAGGCACUUGCAGGCUGUGGCUGCCAAUUGUAAACCCAAUUGUACCUGUUUUAGUUGACGCGUCUAAAAAAAUUUAAUAAGUGUAAAAAUUUAAAAGAAGAAAAAAACAAAGGAUUGAUAAAUUGUUUUUUUUUCUUAUUUUUUAUUAUGUCAUCAUUUACGUUUAGUUGUUUUAUUACUACUCUGUGAGUCUAGGUUGUUUGUAAUGUAUCAUUAUUCUGUUAAAUAAGUCGCAUAAAAAUACUGUACUAAUAUCUACAUAUACUGCGAGGCUAACAAGCGUCAAACGCUAUUUUUAAUGGCUCGUGUAUAGGGCAGUUCCUUUUUCAGUCCAAGGCGACUAUUAGCCGAGUACUGAGUUUUUUAAUUAAUAUAUAAAUACAUAUAUAUAUAUAUAAAUUAAUAACAAACAAAUGAGGAUAAGAAACUGAUGGUUUAUCAUAACGAGGAUCCCUGCGACCAAUAAUUAAACAAAAUUAUUUACAUAUUAUUAUUAUUUAAAUGAUUAUUAUUAUUAUCAUUGCGAUCCUUCAUUAAAAUCAAGCGUCUGAUCGAUAACUUAUUGAUUGUUCAUUGUCUUUUUAUUUAAGCCACGUUCUGUUAUUGUGUAGUUUAUGUCAGGCCAUUUAUUAGUCUCUAUAAUAUAAUUAUAAAUAUAUAACUUCUAUACUAUUAUUAAUUAGUUAUUAUUAUUGUUAUUGUUAUUAUUACUUUUAGUUAAAAGUGGUCUUGAAUAUUUGAACGCACAGGUCAAUGUCGACACGUUGAGUCACAUUUGUAUUAAUUAUUAUUAGUAAUUAUUGAUUAAUUAUUAUUGAUAAUUGUCUUUUAAUCUGAACAAAAAGUAUUCAAUUGUAAUUGUCGUAUUUUUUACUUAAUUUGAAUUUUAGUUUCACUUUUUUCUCGUACAUGACAAUCGACAGGCGCUGAUAAAGUUAUUAAAAAUAAUAAUAAUAAUAAUGGAGGAUAAUAAAUAGAGAGUGAGUGAAAAAAAAAAUAAUAAAAGUAGAAAAGAGAAAGUUUACAAAUCGCAGUAAUAAAUGUAGGAGGCUGCCGUACAUUAGCGUAUUCUCUCUGUCGAAUUUCUGAUGGCACUGAAUAGUUUUUUUACUUUAGAGAAGAAAAAAAUAAAUAAAUAAAAAUAAAGUGAUUGAAUUAUUAAAAAUAAUUAUAAUAACAAUGAUAAUAUCAAAGUUUUUUAUAAGUAAUAUUAAUUAGUAAUUUAAUAAUAAAUAAAAAAAAUGUCAGUUGGAUAUCGAUGGAGAGUUUGCGCGUAGCUCUGUGAUAUGUAAAAUGUAGCGCACAGAAAAUAAAAAAAAUUCUGAUGUGCGACAUGGUUAUAAUAGGGAAACGUAUCUCAUCAAUUUUAUAUAUGUGGUAUACCAUAUCAUGUUAUCUCGAUGGGGAAUUUGCUGUCGACUGGUAAAAAAUAAACCAUACAAACAGAAAAAACAAAUAUAUUUAAUUAAUUAAAUAACUAAUUAAUUAAUUAAAUGAUAAAUAACACAGAAGUAAACGAACAUUUAAAAUAUUAUAAAAAUAAAUUAAGGCAGUUUAUGAGUCUCCCAAUAACAAUUGGUACUUUAUAAAUAAACCAAUUAUUAUUAAAGUUAUUUUAAAAUAAACAAAAUAAUUAUGCGUUCUAAAUAAGUGAUGAUGAGUAACUGAUAGCGCGAACGUGAGAGAGAAAGAGAGAACGAGGAUUAGAGCGAGCGAAAUAAUUAAAAAAAAUCAACUUAUAACAAAAAUAGUUAAUAGAAUAAACGGGGCAACGACAAGACCUCUGCUAACUGAUACUUUCUGAGUACUCCGACUGUGUUAGGUAUAUUAAGAAUAGCAAAUAAUUAUUUUUUCAAAAGUUAUUGAGUAAAAAACACUAAUGAGAUGUUUUUAAUAAAAUAAAAUAAAUAAUUAAAAAAAAAAUACAAAAAUUUAAAACGGCAGGUCGUACGUGUUAACAUGGUUUUUAAAAACAACACGCACACAAAAUACUUAGUGAUUGAUUGUUAGAAAAAAUAAUUAAUAGUAUUUUACACUACAAGGGAAGUAAAGUAAGAAAUGUCUCAGAUCACAUGUAAUUGUUGGCCGAGGCGAAGCCGAGGUCAACAAACAUGUGAUCUGAGGCUUUCUUAUUUACUUCCCGAGGAGUGUAUACUAUUUUUCUCCUCGACGGAGGCGGGAAGCGGCAACUUCGUUUUGCACAGCGGGACGAAAGUUGACGCUUUCCGCCCGGAGGUGAGAAAAAAAUAUUAUACGAUUUAAAACAAACGUGUCGCUAACUGUUGAGAAAGAUAGGCGUACUUGCAACAUUUUUUAACGCUUAGUAUUUUAUACAGUUAUAAAUCGUGAUUGCCAUUUAUUAUUAUAGUUAAUUUUUUUUUUAUUAAUUAAUUAAUAAAACGUUUAUUAUAAAUAAUUAAAUCUCAUCGUGCCAAGCGUAACUCGGUACAUUUUAAAGAACGGAGUCAUUUUUUUUCUUUUUUUUUUGUUAUUAAUUUUCAUCAAAAAUUUAUGAGUUAAUGAAUCAGACAUCAGACAAAUUUAAAAUUAUUAAUAGAGUAAAUAAUUAAUAAAAUUUUUAAAAAAUGCGCAUUUAAAAUUUUGAAAUUAAGUGCAUUUUUUAUAAAUAUUUUUUUAAUUAUUUUCUCUAUUUAUUUAUAAUUUUAAAUUUGACGUCUGCUACAUUGACACUCAUAAAGUUUAUAUUAUUUUUAUUUUAAUUUGUUUCGCGUUUUAACAAUCGCCAUUUUGGUAAUUUAUCAUACGCGUUAAUAUCGCGUGCGCCUCAGUAUAUAAUGCGGUAUUACCGUUGUUUUAUAAAUAAUUAUAAAUAAUGCUGAUCUAAUUAUAAUAAAAAUAAAAAUAAAUUUUGAUGAUUAACUGAAAGAAGAAAUAAUUAAAAAAAGAAUAAUAUAUUAAAUAAACUCGAGUACCUUAAAUUAUAACGCUGAGCGCUGUGAUAUCGCGUUUAUAAACGUUUCUUAUUAAUUAUAAUAAUUGUAAUAAUAAAACGUGAGUGUGCAUAAAUAACUUGUAAUAUUUAAAGAAAUAAUAAAAUAAUUAUCUCCUUUAUACAAGACUGAACUUUCGCCACGUUGUAACAAUUAACAAAUUGUAUAGGCAAUUGCGAUACACGUUUGUAUAACUGUCGAUACAUAUAUAUGUUUGUAUAUUAUUAAAAAAGAAAAAAAAAGAAA